AUGUCAACUCCUGAAACCUCUGGAAAGAAAUACAGGGGAAGACAAAAGAUCGAGAUGAAAAAAAUUGACAAUAUGAGCAACCUUCAAGUUACCUUCUCGAAGCGCCGUAACGGGCUCUUCAAGAAAGCUAACGAGUUAUGCACCCUUUGUGGUGUAGAGCUCGCUCUCAUAGUCUUUUCACCUGGUGAGAAAGCCUUCUCUUUCGGGCACCCUAGCGUGGAUGUCAUCACCCAACGCUACCUCUCUCAAGCCCCACAUCAAACUUCCAUCACCAUGAGGUACAUUGAGGCUCAGCGAAGCGCCAAUGUGCGUGACCUCAAUGUGCAUCUCACCCGAAUCAACAACCAGCUGGACGCCGAUAGGAAGAACAGUGAGGAGCUUAACCGCAUGCGCAAGGAGGCUCAAGCCCAAUUCUGGUGGGCUUGUAAGGCGGAGGAGAUGAAUAGGCCUCAACUUGAGAUAUUCAGGGAGGCACUAGUCGAGCUUAAGAAGCAAGUCCUUCUCUGCGGUGUUACUACUGCUGCUACCAACCCACCAAUUCAUCAAUUUGUUGAUGGUUUUGGUGGUAUCAACAAUGACAUGAUCCAUUUCAACAACCCACCGCCUCCACCCCCUCAAGCGUUCCCACAACAAAUUUUUCAAGGCCCCAUGACGCAGGCUCAUCACUCGUUUGGAUUUGAUAACAUGGGAGGGUAUGGAGGACCCCUGAAUUUUUCUGAGAUCUUUCCUUGA
This is a messenger RNA of Lotus japonicus, 732 nucleotides long. RefSeq names its product agamous-like MADS-box protein AGL62. Gene Ontology annotation, molecular function: DNA-binding transcription factor activity, RNA polymerase II-specific; protein dimerization activity; RNA polymerase II cis-regulatory region sequence-specific DNA binding. Gene Ontology annotation, biological process: positive regulation of transcription by RNA polymerase II. The coding region runs from base 1 to 732 and encodes 243 amino acids. The transcript has a single exon. NCBI's taxonomy places the organism in Eukaryota, Viridiplantae, Streptophyta, Magnoliopsida, Fabales, Fabaceae. The record is from RefSeq and is a predicted model, not a curated record.